AUGAUCCGAAUUCUUGCGCUCCAUGGGUAUGCGCAAUCGGCGGAGAUAUUUAAGAAAAAGAUGGGGGUGCUGAGAAAGGCCUGUGGCAAGAACGUCGAGUUUGUUUUUUUGGAUGCACCGGUCUUGCUACAGCCGGCCGAUCUGCCCCAGAGCUUCGCUUCUGUAGAGGCCCUCGACACAGUCAAGGCCCCUCCCGAAGAGCCCGAACUUCAGCCUCGUGCUUGGUGGAGGGCUAAUUUGGACAGAACGGUGUAUUACCACGUUCCGGAGACAAUCGAGUACCUGAAGAAUUAUCUCAAGGAUCAGAGAUUUAACGGUGUCUUCGGAUUUAACGAAUUGAAGUUUAAUAACAUUCUCCACAUCCAGCUUGAACAACCAGAGGCAUACCCAGCAAUUCUUGUAGAUGGGAAACCCCGCAUCCACCAUUGCCAUUUCGUUCCAUCCAAGGCCAACUGGCGAAACUUUUUCAAGGACUACUUCCUGAGUUUCGACCCUGUUUUGGGUGGAAAACCAGUCCCAUCUCCUGGCCCGGCAGGCGACACACCAGCACAAACACCCGGAUCCGGUACCCCAGCUGAAAUAUCCAGGGUGGGAACCCCGAGUAAGAUUUGA
Molecule: messenger RNA, 612 nt
Organism: Rhizoctonia solani
Lineage: Eukaryota; Fungi; Basidiomycota; Agaricomycetes; Cantharellales; Ceratobasidiaceae
Exons: 6
Coding region: 1-612 (203 amino acids)
Cellular component (GO): nucleus; cytoplasm
Source: RefSeq, a predicted model, not a curated record